Messenger RNA from Fusarium subglutinans, 1239 nucleotides. Its product is annotated as nucleosome assembly protein. The transcript is spliced from 5 exons. NCBI's taxonomy places the organism in Eukaryota, Fungi, Ascomycota, Sordariomycetes, Hypocreales, Nectriaceae. Bases 1 to 1239 code for a protein of 412 amino acids. Gene Ontology annotation, cellular component: nucleus; chromatin. The record is from RefSeq and is a predicted model, not a curated record. Gene Ontology annotation, molecular function: chromatin binding; histone binding. Gene Ontology annotation, biological process: nucleosome assembly.
AUGGCCGAGCCCAUUCGUGGAAAGCGUGCUCAGGACGCCGUGGCUCCUACGCCUCAGAACACACCCGCAACUGCUGCUCCCAUCUCUUCCCACGCUCAACAGCCGGGCGUUGCUAGUAUCAAGGAGGGAUCAUCGUCUAACCCCGCUGUAGAGGAUCUGGACCGUGCCGCCGCGGCUUCAGUUUUCGCCCAAAACCCCAAGCUUAUCCAGAUGAUUCAGGGUCGCCUCGGCUCCCUCGUGGGCCAAUCUUCGGGCUACAUCGAGUCCCUGCCCGCUCCUGUCCGCCGACGUGUCGCUGGUCUUAAGGGUAUCCAGAAGGAUCACUCCAAGCUCGAGGCUGAGUUCCAAGAAGAGGUUCUCCAGCUCGAGAAGAAGUACUUCGCCAAGUUCUCUCCUCUCUACGAGAAGCGUUCCGCCAUUAUCAACGGAAAGACUGAGCCUACUGAGGAGGAGAUCAAGGCCGGUGAGGAGGAAGAUGAGCCCGAGACUGAGGAUGCUGCCAAGUCUGAGCAGAAGUCCGAUGUCCCCGACAACGUUUCCGGUAUCCCCGAGUUCUGGCUCUCCGCAAUGAAGAACCAGAUCUCUCUCGCUGAGAUGAUCACUGACCGUGAUGAGGCUGCCCUCAAGCACCUCACCGACAUCCGCAUGGAGUACCUUGACAAGCCUGGUUUCCGUCUCAUCUUCGAGUUUGCUCCCAACGAUUUCUUCAAGAACACCACCAUUACCAAGACAUACUACUACCAGAACGAGAGUGGCUACGGUGGUGACUUCAUCUACGACCAUGCUGAGGGUGACAAGAUUGAGUGGUUGCCUGGCAAGGACUUGACUGUCCGAGUCGAGAGCAAGAAGCAGCGAAACAAGAACACAAAGCAGACCCGAAUUGUCAAGAAGACCGUUCCUACCGAGUCAUUCUUCAACUUCUUCUCGCCACCCAAGGCUCCUACCGAUGACGAUGACGAUGAUGCCGAGUCCGACAUCGAGGAGCGCCUCGAGCUCGACUACCAGCUCGGUGAGGACAUCAAGGAGAAGCUCAUCCCCCGCGCUAUCGACUGGUUCACCGGCGAGGCUCUGGCUUUCGAGGAGAUCUCGGACGAUGAGCUUGAUGGUGCCGAUUUCGACGACGAGGAUGAUGAGGACGAGGAUGACCUGAGCGAGGAGAACGAUGACGAGGAGGAGUCUGACGACGACGAUGAGUCUGGCAAGCCUAAGCAGGAGGCUGCUGAGUGCAAACAGAGCUGA